AUGCGCACAAACUGCGAGCCGGCACUGCAAUCGGUGAUGCCGGCAGGCAUCACCAUCUGCUUCGGUGACAAGUGCUCCCUCGGCACGAAGCCUGCGCAGCUUCAGUCCAUUAUUGCCAGCAAGUACUGCGAGGACCCACUCGAGGAGUCCACAACCAUCCGCCUGGAUGCACAACUCAACUACGUCGGCGACUCUCACGUCGAUGUGACCUGCACAGUGGGCAGUUUGGUUCUUACGCAACUGCAAGUCACUGGCGAGAUCGUCAUUGAGCUGGUGAGGCUCCAGAAGAACCCUCCAUGGUUCAGCGGAGUACGGAUCUAUUUCUCCAACCGCCCAAAGAUCGAUUUGGUGGUUCAAACGGAAGUCCUCGGCCUCAACGCCAACUUCGAGUUCAUCAAGCACCCAUCUGCAAGCAGAGCGCGGGUCCAAUCUCGGAGCACUUCUCAGCUCUCAGCCAGAAGAUCUAGGCCCCACCACCGAAGCCAACCACUGUCAGCAGCAGCAUCAGUCAUCGUCUUUGUCGUUCUUAGCGGGGUGGUGCGUGUGGCAAGGGCAGUGGUGGUAGAAGAUGAUGAGGCAGAAGCUUGUGACUGCGCUGGGCGAUGUCAUUGCGGGCCAGGCGGUUCUUCCAAAUCGCUUCUGCGUGCCUGGAUCAGCAAAUCGGGAAGUUGGUUUUAA
This is a messenger RNA of Symbiodinium sp. CCMP2456, 678 nucleotides long. The record is from the annotation of a GenBank genome assembly. Lineage: Eukaryota; Dinophyceae; Suessiales; Symbiodiniaceae.